Molecule: messenger RNA, 1594 nt
Organism: Periconia digitata
Lineage: Eukaryota; Fungi; Ascomycota; Dothideomycetes; Pleosporales; Periconiaceae
Source: the annotation of a GenBank genome assembly
UAAGCAGAUGUACUAUAUCUCAUGCAGGGUAAGGAUAUGUUACCGAUCAUACGAAAGGAGCUUUCGUGCGCGCCUAGCAAUCCUCCCUGUACAAUCAUGGUUGGCAAUAAAUAUACGAGCUACCCCUCACAUCUCACCCUCAACACCUCUUGAAAACACUGCAAUGGAAGCCAUCAUAACCUUACAGCGAUUCUACAUAUUCUGCGCGCUUGCAGCUUUGUAUGUUUUCAUUGGAAGAUUCAUACAAUACUGGCGAUUGCGCCAGUUCAAAGGACCGCCAACCUCUGGAUGGAGUUGGUGGUGGCAUUCGAGGGCUGUGUUAUCGAGAGCUUUGUACUGGCAUUACAGCAAUGCCACAGAUCGAUACGGCCCCAUUGCCCGUGUAGCACCAAACCUCCUGGUUACUUCUGAUGGCGACCUUUGGGCAAGAUUGAAUGCUACAAGAACGGCAUACUAUAGAGGAGAAUGGUGGUACCAUUGUGCUCGAAUUGAAGCAGGGAAGGACAACGUGUUCACAGAAUGUGACAACGAGAAACAUGAUCAAAGAAGGAAAAAGUUGGCUUUUGGGUAUUCUGGUAAAGACAACUUCGCCUUAGAGUCAUCGAUUGACGUACACAUCAAGGAGCUUGUUCAUUUGAUCUCAUCGAAAUACGUCACUUCAUCCUCCGGAAAUGAAGUAACAAAACCCAUGGACCUAGCUGCGAAGAUGCAGUACUUUACACUUGAUGUAAUCAGCCAUAUCGGGCUAGGUACACCUUUUGGCCAUUUGAAAACUGAUCAAGACGUAAAUGGCUACCUCAAGUCCAUGGAAGAGGGUUUGUGGAUUGCGACUACAAUAUUUGGUCUUGGAAUGAACUGGUUAAGAAAUUCCCCACUUGGCCCCUCAGAAAAGGAUCAGGCAGGCUUUGGGAAGAUGAUGGCAGAAGCUCGAAAGAUAGUGGAAGAUCGAAAAGCAUACAACUGCUGGAGCAUUGAGAAUUACCAUGUUAUUCAUCAUGAGCCAUCCGCGGGCUUACAUGAAGCUGCAGGGGCAGAAAUUGAUGGCGCUGUCAAAGCGGGUAUCACUGCCAAAAACUCAGAAGACAUUAUUUCGGAGUUCGAAGCACGUCGUUUGCCAUAUCUAAGUGCAGUGAUCCGCGAAGGUAUGCGCAUUCAUCCUCCAGUGGUCUGUCUGUUCCCACGAGUCGCUCCUCCAUCAGGCGAUGUGGUACAGGUCAGCGGCAAAGAAUACUUUAUCCCAGGAGGCACGAUGAUCGGAUAUGCAAGCUGGGCUAUGCACCGAACCAACAAAUCUGUAUAUGGCGAAGAUGCUGAGACGUUUCGACCCGAGCGAUGGCUUUUGGAUCAGGAAGUGCCCGAAGAGAAACAGCGUCUAUCUCAAAUGACAAAGAUCAAUGAUAUGAUAUUCGGCCACGGAAGGUGGAAUUGCUUGGGGAAGUCAAUCGCACUUUUGGAGCUCCACAAGACCAUCUUUGAGCUAUUCAAGCAUUUCGACUUCGCUUUGGCAAAUCCACACCAAAGUCUGAAGGCCAUCGAUUCAAUGGGUCUGUGGGAGAUCAAGGAUAUGAACGUGAUUGUUACAGAGCGCCAGUAA